AUGGUUGGAGGUUAUAAAAGUUCAUUUAGCCGAUCAUGCUCCGAAGCACCACGUGGCACCGCCCGUAGCACCACCUUGCACCACGUGGUUAAGCUCACGCAGCUCCCCACGAUUUCUGGCGACGUGAAUCAAGCGUCGCCGACUGCCACAGGGUCAAUAGCAUCAGAACCGGGAAUGUUGGGCAAAAUGACUCGCCACGUGGUCACACCAGAAGCAUCCGACACCGCUCGUAACCGCAUCGCCAACCUCCCAACCACCAAAUCGCACCCUGAACCUAGCCAGUAUACGGUGACCAGCUUGGAACUGCUCGAGCUCCGAGUGCCGACGCACGUCCCGCUGGGCACACGGCCGUCGUUAUCGUGUCGCUGGCGGCUAAGCCCCACCGACAUACUCUACUCAGUCAAGUGGUACAAGGACGGCAAGGAAUUCUUCAGGCACGUCCCGAGAGAUGUCGAACCGAGGAGAAAAUUCUUACUACCCGGUGUUGACGUAGAGGAAUCCUCUCCUAACGCGUCCAACGUGACGCUGUAUCCAGCGGUGCUGGAGACGGGUGGACGCUAUCGCUGCGAGGUGUCCGGAGAGAGACCACUCUUCCCGACCGUCUCCGACCACGCGGAUAUGGUCGUUGUCGCUCUACCGUCCGAGGGUCCGGUAAUAACGGGAUCUCGCGUGCGCUACCAGCUUGGUGAACGCGUGCAGGUGAACUGCACCUCGGGGCGCUCGCGGCCUGCCACACAGCUAGCGUGGUACGUCAACGGUGAGCCCGCGCCGCCGGCCGUCGUGCGGGGGCCCGAGCACUUCCGUCACGAGGACGGACUGGAGACCACGACGCUCUCCCUGGACUUUAAAGUUAAGCCGAAGCACUUUAAAAAAGGCGAUUUGAAAUUGAAGUGUCUCGCCACCAUCGCAACGGUGUACUGGCGCAGCAACGAAGAGAGCGUGCAGGGCGAGCGGCUGAAGGGCCACUCGCGCUCGCGGGAGGCGCUGGAGGGCGCGUCGCGCGCCGACCGCGUGCGGGCGGCAGCGGACGCGCGCGCGCCGGGCGCGCUGGCGCCGCUCGCCGUGGUGCUGGCGCUGGCGGGGCUGUGGGCCGUGUGA
This is a messenger RNA of Melitaea cinxia (Glanville fritillary), 1098 nucleotides long. RefSeq lists its product as uncharacterized. The coding region runs from base 1 to 1098 and encodes 365 amino acids. The record is from RefSeq and is a predicted model, not a curated record. The transcript is spliced from 5 exons. Lineage: Eukaryota; Metazoa; Arthropoda; Insecta; Lepidoptera; Nymphalidae.